Molecule: messenger RNA, 1085 nt
Organism: Sinocyclocheilus anshuiensis
Lineage: Eukaryota; Metazoa; Chordata; Actinopteri; Cypriniformes; Cyprinidae
Product: histone H1x-like
Exons: 1
Coding region: 130-627 (165 amino acids)
Biological process (GO): nucleosome assembly
Cellular component (GO): nucleosome
Molecular function (GO): DNA binding; structural constituent of chromatin
Source: RefSeq, a predicted model, not a curated record
GUUGUUCUCAAUCACGUCCGCGUGGCGCAGUCAAAUCUUAUGAUUCAAAACGCUGAGAUGAUGCUCGCAUGCUAGAGCUGAUAUUCUCUCGUUCUCGGAAACACCCAUAUAUAUGCAUCAAAUUUGAUCAUGUCUGCUGAGGUCGAAGAGUCAGCACCCGCCCAAGCCCCUGCUCCAGCAGCAACCAAAACGAAGAAGACAUCGGCAAAUAAGGCAAAACCUGCCGUGACUGCUUCUCCAGCUAAAAAGAAGAAAAAGAAGAGCAAGGGGCCCGGCAAGUACAGCCAGCUCGUCAUCGAUGCGAUCCGAACCCUGGGCGAGAAAAACGGUUCAUCGCUUUUCAAGAUAUACAAGGAAGCGAAGAGAGUGAGCUGGUUUGAUCAGCAGAACGGCCGCAUGUAUCUGCGCUACUCCAUCCGCGCGCUCCUGCUCAACGACACGCUCGUACAGGUGAAGGGACUGGGAGCCAACGGCUCGUUCAAACUCAAUGAGAAGGCAUUUGAGAAAAAGCCAAAGAAGAGUGCCACCAAGGCUACCAAGACAGAAAAACCUGCAAAGCCGGCGUACAAAAAAGAUGCGACCAAGAAAGUGACUGCAAAUAAUAACGCCAAAAAAGAGCCCCGUUAAAAAGAAGACCUCGAAGAAGACGAGUGUUAAGAAGGCGACACCCAAACCGAAGAAAGCAGCUGCAAAAAGCCAAAAGUCCCGGUGAAGACGGCAACUAAGGCGAAGAAAUCAAAAUAGACUUUCUGUGAAAAUGAAGAAUAAUAUUUUUGUAUAUAGCUUAUUGGAAAGAGAACGCAGAGAUAAGGGGAAUCGUUUUUUAAAUAUAUAUUUAGAUAUUUUUGUUGACUUUAGGUAUGCUGUCAUUUAGGGUUUGAUGUAGUUCUUCUAGAAACGGCUUCAACCCACUUUAGUUUCUGCACUGCUGCAAGACGUCAUGCUUUUUUUUUUUCAUGGAAGUGACUGUUUCGUUUGCUGCACUAAACAGGAUACUUGGUACUAGCUAACUAGACGAAGAUGAACGCUUUGUGAAUAUAAGCUAGAACUGUGUUUUUUCAUAUGAAAUGUUGCUGAACUGCAAA